UUGAAAGCAAAAGUCACUGCCUAUCAAACUCACCAACUCCAACUCUUAUCAUCAAAGUGUGAACAAGGCUUUUCGGCUAUCGUGUCUUUGCCAUUUUUAAGAAAAUCUAACCCAAGGUUGUCACUUUCAGUAUCUCUUUCACCCCUUUGUGUUAAUGGCCAACUCUUUGCUUCCUCCUAUUUAUCAAUUCCUAGUCAAAUUUUACAACACAUUUCGUCUACCCUUUGAUGAUAAAUGGAUCUACUUGUUUCCCAAUUCUGUCUGCUCCACCAUCCUUCGAGGGGCUUUCUUUCGGAAUUUUCUUCAACCAAACCAUAUCUUAUCAGCAUACAAACACCUGGGAACUCAGGUUAGGAUUUGUUGAUUCUGAGAAGGUUUUACUAAAUCUUAACAUUCUAGGUUUGCUAGGGUUGAAUGAGAGAUCUGGUUUAUAUGGGUUCAGGUGUGUAGCUCCAAGAUCUUAAUUUGGUAACUGUGUUUGCCAUGAGUUGUAGGUGCUUUGGUUUGUUUGAACUGUUCAAGGGAAGGAAUAGUCAGGACCAGAAACAAGCUCAUGAGUUUGCCACCGACAAUAUAAGGCUCUUUUCAUAUAAUUCGUUGAGAUCAGCAACAUCAGAUUUCCAUCCAUCAAACAGAAUCGGUGGAGGUGGUUUUGGAGUUGUCUACAGGGGAGUUUUGAGAGAUGGUACUCAGGUAGCCAUCAAGACUCUCUCUGCAGAGUCUAAACAAGGAUCGCGUGAAUUCGUGACAGAGAUCGAUAUGAUAUCAAACAUACGACAUCCGAACCUUGUUGAACUAGUUGGCUGUUGCGUUGAUGACAAUCAUCGGAUAUUGGUUUACGAGUAUCUGGAGAAUAACAGCCUUGCCAGUGUUUUACUUGGUUCGAGAAGUAAAUACGUUGCUCUGGAUUGGCCUAGGAGAGCUGCUAUAUGCUUGGGUACAGCUUCUGGUCUUGCAUUUCUUCAUUAUGAAGCUGUACCCCAUAUCGUCCACAGGGAUAUUAAAGCUAGUAAUAUACUUCUAGAUAGAAAUUUUCAGCCUAAAAUUGGGGAUUUCGGUCUAGCUAAGCUUUUCCCGGAAAAUGUCACUCAUGUCAGUACUCGAGUAGCAGGAACAGUUGGAUACUUGGCUCCGGAGUAUGCCCUUUUAGGACAGCUAACCAAGAAGGCAGAUGUAUACAGUUUUGGGGUGCUUGUGCUUGAAGUAAUCAGUGGCAGAAGUAGCAGCAAGACAGCAUUUGGAGUGGAAUUGAUGCUUCUGGUUGAAUGGACAUGGAAACUCAAACAAGAAGAAAGGCUUCUAGACAUUGUUGAUCCAGAGCUGACUAACUAUCCACAAGGUGAGGUGAUGAGGUUCAUCAAGGUGGCCCUGUUUUGCACCCAAGCAGCUGCACACCAAAGACCAACCAUGAAGCAAGUGGUGGAGAUGCUUUCCAAAGAUGUGCAUCUCAAUGAGAAGAUACUGACUGAGCCAGGUGUUUGCAAGGGUCCAACCUCUCGGCACUUGGGGGCUAGUGGCUCGGGGACAUCAUAUUCUUCAAAGACCAAAGGCAAGCAAUCGGCUCAUCCUUCUUCCUCAACCAACAUUUAUAGUUCUCACAACAUAACAGAGAUGCUUCCUAGGUGAUGCACUGGCUGGUUGCCUGAUCUUUCUUACAGUUUUACUGCCCUGACCAUUCCAUUUGAUUUACACGAGAUAGUGGUACACUACAGAUCAUUGCUAGUCUUUUUUUUUUUUACUCUCAUUUUUUGAAAAUACCAGCAGUUGUGACCAGAAGGUCAAAGGUUGAUUCCAUGUCCAUAGACCCAUUUGUGUAAUUGGUGAGAAAUUAAUGUACCCAAUUGAAGUUGGUUAUUGAGUCGAGUUAGUUUAAAUUUAAAAUUAUCGUGUUUCAAAUGUUAAACGUGUUACUACAUUU
Molecule: messenger RNA, 1918 nt
Organism: Theobroma umbraticum
Lineage: Eukaryota; Viridiplantae; Streptophyta; Magnoliopsida; Malvales; Malvaceae
Product: Protein kinase superfamily protein
Biological process (GO): protein phosphorylation
Molecular function (GO): ATP binding; protein kinase activity
Source: RefSeq, a predicted model, not a curated record